GGGUGGUCUCAGUGGGCAACAGUCUGGGUGUGUGCAUCUGAUGGCCAACAUGCUGGAGCUGCGUACCGACGGCAACUCCCUUCUGAAGGCUGUGUGGCUGCGCCGCCUGCGUCUCACCCGCCUGCUCCUGGAGGGCGGAGCCUACAUCAACGAGAGCAACGACCGCGGCGAGACGCCCCUGAUGGUGGCCUGCAUGUCCCAGCACUGCGACAGCCAGAGCGUCACCAAGGCCAAACUAGUCAAGUACCUACUGGACAACAAGGCCGACCCCAACAUCCAGGACAAGACGGGCAAGUCGGCGCUGAUGCACGCGUGCAGCCACCGCGCGGGCCACGAGGUGGUGUCCCUGCUGCUGGGCAACGGGGCGGACCCCAGCCUGGAGGACCGCGGCGGCGCCUCGGCUCUCGUCUACGCCAUCAACGCGGAUGACAAAGAGGCCCUGAAGGUGCUGCUGGACGCCUGCAAGGCCAAGGGCAAGGAGGUCAUCAUCAUCACCACGGACAAGUCGCGCUCCGGCACCAAGACCACCAAGCAAUACCUGAACGUGCCGCCCUCGCCCGAGCUGGACGAGAGGGCCUCGCCCGCGCCGUGCGCCUCGCCCUCCGACAUCGAGCUCAACCCACUACCCACGCCCUCGCCGAGCGAGGAGAAAGAGGAGGAGCUCAACACCGUCUUCCCUUUCCAGUCGCAGUGGAAGCCUAGUGGAGGAGGCCCCUCUAAAGGCCCCGUCUCCAACCCCAAUGGUCCCACCGCCCCCACCUCCCCGCCACGCAGCAAGCCGGCCAAUCCCAAACGAGCACGGUUGCCCCAGCUGAAGCGUCUGCAGUCGGAGCCCUGGGGGCUCAUCGCUCCGUCUGUCCUGGCGGCCGCCAAUGCAGCAACAGCGGCUCAGGAGGAGAGCAAACGAGGCAGCAGCUCUGACGAUGACACCACCACCACCACCACCACCACCAUGGUCUCGGCCAUCAACGGACUGUCCAUCUCCCGGCGCGCCACUCUGUCACGCCACAACAGUGUGGACGGGAAGGAGAUCACGUUCCCCGCUGUUGCCGAGCAGCCAUCCAAACUCACCACCUCCUCACUCACCAUCGCAUGUCCAUGCCCUGCGUCGCCCCUGGCAACUGCCUCAGCAUCCUACGAGCGCUCCCUGGCCCAGCACCAGCACCAGCACCAGCACCAGACCCUGGCACGCCGCAGCACCGUGCCCACCGAGCAGGAGCGGUCAGAAGGGGGCCAGAGCGCCUCGGCCAGCCUGCGGGACUCGGUGCAUAGGAGGAGGCUGGGAAACGACCACUACGACUCCGAUUCACAGCUGUACGCCCCAGCAGACAGCACUGGCAGCAUGCUGGACUCGCCAAAGGUGCCGCUGGAGCGCCGGAAGCUCAACACAUCUCCGCUGGCGAUGGCGAUGCUGACAAGCUCUCGCGAGUCCCUUGACAGCAACGCCAGCACCUCGUCCCCCUGCACCACCCGCCGACGUGCCCCCGGCCUCCUUGAGAGGCGCGGCUCCGGCACACUGCUGCUGGACCACAUCUCCCACACCCGCCCGGGACACCUCCCCCCCCUCAACGUCAACCCCAACCCCCCCAUCCCCGAUAUUGGAGCCAGCACCAGCAGCAAACCCUCCUCCCCGCUAGCGGCGUGUUUCCGGUCGCUCGGUGGGGGUCCGCCGCAGCAGCAGCAGCCCGUGGCGCCCAGCUCGCCAAAGAGAGGAGGCGGCAGCGGCGGGCUGAAGGGGAAGAAGAAGCUGAUCAGGAGGCACUCUAUGCAAGUGGAGCAGAUGAAGCAACUGUAUGACUUUGAGGAGGUCACCCAGUAAGGUCACGUCUAAAACGUUCAAUACGGUACUCCAGGAUAAAGUCGUGGAAAAGAUGUGUCGCCAAUGCAACAAAGUGGAAUCAAGUCGGGUCUCCUAAAUGGGCUUUCCAUUUAACUCCAUUCAUUCUCCUAGUCUCCAAAAGGGACAUGGCUGACAUAGGAUUGCAGGGUAGAGCCUUACAUCAUAUGGAUCCUGGAAGAAACAGCUUAUGAAACAUCUCUAUAUUGUUAAUCAUCUCUGGUGAGGUAACCUUACAUUGUUAUUACACUUCACUUGGACGC
Molecule: messenger RNA, 2100 nt
Organism: Engraulis encrasicolus (European anchovy)
Lineage: Eukaryota; Metazoa; Chordata; Actinopteri; Clupeiformes; Engraulidae
Gene: ankrd34c
Product: ankyrin repeat domain 34C
Exons: 2
Coding region: 41-1819 (592 amino acids)
Molecular function (GO): protein binding
Source: RefSeq, a predicted model, not a curated record